CUGCUUUCGUCAAAAAGGCUGCUCAACGACCACAUCUAGUUCCAACAUCACCCCGAUACACCAUGGCUAUCCAUACGUCAAGAUCCCGUGUCAAGUUCCUACACACCAAACAAGGUGGCAAGAAGGAAAAGCAGCUGGUAGAUGUUGCAAAGCGAAAGCAGGUAAAGGUCGCCGCGGACAACACGGCGGAAGGGACUGAGGGUCUACGGAAAUCAACCAAAGCAAGUGAGCGGGUGAAAGCGUUUCCAGUCUUCGCUGAGAACGACUCAGAUACCACCAUUGAAGAGGUCACUGAAGAUGUACCACCAUUCUCGAAGCAACGGAUUCCAUCUACAGACGAAAUCGCAUGCAGUUCUCCGUUCAAGAGCGAGCUUCGCGCCGCGAUUACGGGUUCAUAUGUCUCUGCUGUUGAAGACAAUGCGACUAGUCCACCUCACCCUCCGAUAGAACAAGACGCGACCGACUCUCCGACCGACUCACUCGUAAUGCAAGCGCCGCUUUUUGAACCAACCGAGCAAGAACUUCAAUCAGAGUCGCAGGUCCAGGCCCCUCAACCUAUAGCUCGAGAGCGCAGCUCUCCAUCUCCAUCGAUCUUACAGAAGAUUUUCAAUCUGUUCACUGGGCGUAAGAAGGCUCCAGAGGCCCAGGAGUAUAAGAAGCACAGCAAGCCCAACCCUACAUUCAGAUGCACGGCGCAGGAACCAGUACUUGAACCCGACGAGCGAAAGACUACACCCGAGGAAAGUCGCCCUCCCCCUAGGCUCACACACGCGCAAACUAUCCCUCCAGUCCGCGUUCCGGGAAUAGAACAUCUUUCCCACCGCCCAGGCUAUACAGAGGUAUUACCAGCACCCGAACACAGGUACACGGGCUUCGCUGCCGUGGCGCAAGAUACAUUCAAGCCUACAGUUGUCCAGCGAGGCUUUGAGGUGGGCCACGGAUCACCACCGCAACCACUCCAAAAUCGACGCAAUAACUCUGCGGGCAAUCUGUUAGAUCGGAACGGUGAUACGUGGUCUAACUGGCAUUCGAAGAACCCUAGCCCGGAGAAGUCCCCUUUUGCUCGUACGCAUUAAGUCGGGGAGGGUCUAUACCAGCAGCCUGCAUCAGUGAACAAGAGUAGGGCGGAUGUGGAGGGAGUGAGCGCAUCGAGAGUACGUCGCGAAAUUCUUCUCCUGGUCUCGAUGAUGCUGGCCAACAUCACAACAUAACAUAGUAAUCAUAGAGUUCCAUGAAU
Molecule: messenger RNA, 1237 nt
Organism: Cucurbitaria berberidis CBS 394.84
Lineage: Eukaryota; Fungi; Ascomycota; Dothideomycetes; Pleosporales; Cucurbitariaceae
Exons: 1
Coding region: 63-1076 (337 amino acids)
Source: RefSeq, a predicted model, not a curated record